AUGGAUAUUAAUUUUUAUCUUGUAUUCUAUCAUUAUGGUUCUAUUCUACCAUUGAAACCAAUUAUGUGUCUUUUCUGGUGGUUCGCUGAUUAUGGUUGUUAUAAUGGAUGCAUUAUUCUGAUGGCUUGGUUAGCCAUCGAACGACAUAUUUUGAUCUUUCAUGAUCGACGGCUUUCAAAUCGAAGAGGACGGUUUCUUUUUCAUUACUUACCGUCGAUUAGUAUAGUGACAUAUAUUCUUCUAUACUAUAUUAUCUGUAUUUUCUUUUUACCCUGUGAAAAUACUUAUAUUUAUACAUUGCCAGUGUGUGGUACUUCACCAUGUUAUCAAUCGGAUGGUGCUCUUGGUUUGUGGGACUUUAUUAUUAAUACUACCACACCAACUAUUUUAGAGAGUAUUGUGAGUAUCGGUCUUGUUCUACGUGUUCAAUGGCAAAAACGACGACUUCGUCAGUCUAAUCAAUGGCGUAAACAACGGCGAAUGAUUAUUCAAUUGUUCUUGGUUUCAGGCCUAAAUCUGGGUCUAAAUCUUCCAUUAUUUAUAUUACUUUUUGCACAUUUCUGCGGUCUCCCAUCGGAAUAUGGUGCUGAACCUCAACUUUAUUUCUUUUUUUUUGGUUAUUUCGUUUUUUUUCUCUUUCCAUUCGCAUCUUUAUGUCAAUUUCCAGAUUUGCGUAAAAAGAUCACAAGAAAAAUAGUUUAUAUACUACCAAGACAGCAACACCAUACAGCUAUUGUUGUGCCUACAACGAGAGCUACACCAAUGAAUAAAUCGACUUGA
This is a messenger RNA of Adineta steineri, 780 nucleotides long. NCBI's taxonomy places the organism in Eukaryota, Metazoa, Rotifera, Eurotatoria, Adinetida, Adinetidae. The record is from the annotation of a GenBank genome assembly.